Messenger RNA from Spodoptera exigua (beet armyworm), 1478 nucleotides. The record is from the annotation of a GenBank genome assembly. NCBI's taxonomy places the organism in Eukaryota, Metazoa, Arthropoda, Insecta, Lepidoptera, Noctuidae.
CUGCUAUCGAGUUGUCAAAAUUUUCUGAUGUUGUACGUAGUCUAUGGUCAAUGUCGUAGAUACACAUCACGAUAUUAGAGAAAAGUUCGAAAUUUUUAAUUUUAUGCAGUCAAAAAUAGCACAGGAAGCAAUAUAGAAGUUUGUUUUACUACACAAACAACUAUGGCUUUAACAGUGGACAAAUUGAUGAACGACGAAAGAUUUAGUGGUGACAGUGUCCUACAUUUCCUCCUGUAUCUACCGUUUGGUAUAUUACUAUUGUCAUUCAGAGUAUUUUUGGCACUGGUAUUAUGGAUUGCGUCAAUAAUAUUGCCAAACAAAUCUGCAGUCAGGCAAAUGCUGUCAACACUUGCAUGCUGGACAUUUGGUGUUUAUGUGAAACUAAAGGGUACCCGUGACCCCCGCUGUAGUGUUCUGGUGGCCAAUUACGUGUCUUGUCUAGAUUCCCUAGCUGCCUCCCAUGUGCUUGGUACAAUCAGUCUCAGGAAAUGGAAAGUACCGCCAUUUUUUGCAUCUACUCUGGGCAUAAAGAAUGCAUCACAAUUUGUGAGGAAACAACAUUUUGCCGAGAGUCCUAGUAAACCGGUGCUGCUACAACCUGAGGGAGGACCCACCAAUGGCAAAGGUCUGCUCAAGUUCUCAGAAUGGCCCUUCCCUGUCGGCAAUAAGGUCCAACCUGUCGCUAUCAGCGUGGAGCGUAUGUUCACGAACGUGACGGUGCACGGGGCGGAGGGGGCGGCGGGCGCGGCGGCGGCGGGGGGCGUGUUCCCCUGGUGGGACGCGCUCUGGUUCCUCUGGUCGCCGCUCACGGUUUACACGCUGCGCCUACUGCCGUCGCUGGCGCCCCACGACGAAGCCGACCUCGCCGCCAGCGCCUCUGACGCUAUUGCUGAAGCUUUACAGAUUGAAAAGACAGAGUUUAAAUGGGAGGAUUUAUGUCGCGGACGUCGCCGCGUUGUCCGCCGGCGAGAGGUCCCUCCCGAUGUGACCCGUCUGGCCAGACAGGUCAAGGAAGUACUGCCCCGCGUGCCCAUAAAUGACAUACUCCGGGAUCUCGCGUUAACACGUAGCGUAGACGUUACAAUAACGAACUUCCUGGAAGGUGUGACACCUUACACGCCAGAGCCUGAGCCGGCAGCGGAGCCCCAGGCCUCCACGUCACAAGCACAGCCUCGUUACGUCAUCCCCGUACCCACAGGCGUCUUCCCAAAGAGUGCGAAAGAGAGACAGCUCAGCUUCCAAGAACGAAAAGCUCAAAUGAUAGCUGAAGCAAGGAAAAGAUAUAUUGAGAAGAACGGGCUCAAUGUCGCUUUGAAUAAUUGUUGAAUGUUAUUGUAAGUAGUUUGGUUGUUUAUUGAGAAUAUUUCCUAAUACGAGUGUAGAUUCGUGAUAUUAUGAAGGUGAAAUUUAGAGGCAAUUUUAUAGGUACUUUGUUAUCCAGUUAUACCAAAAUGCCGCUAGGUUAUAAUACUGCAACG